UCUUUCUCUCUUCACCCUCUCUCUCUCUCCCUCACUGUUACUGUCGUCUCGCUGUCUCUCCAUUAAUCUCCACACCUUCGAAAAAAAAAAUCUUUCAUUGCAGAAUCUCACCUCUCUCUCUCUCUCUCUCUGCUCUCAUCCUCGAAUCUUCAUUGGUCUUCUUCAUCCUUAAGGCUUAAGCUAGUACAAGACAAUGUUGGAGUUUCCCAAUUAGAGCUCCUUUUUUUUCUUUGGGGUCUUGUGUAAGAAAGAAAAUUAAAAAAAAAAAUGGAGGGGAGGAUGAAGAAGUACAGAGAAGGAGUGAGUCCAGAGAGAGCAAAAGUGUGGACAGAGAAAUCACCAAAGUAUCAUCAGAAGAUCAAGAAAGUCCAAAUUGUUUAUUACCUCUCCAAGAAUCGUCAGCUCGAGCAUCCUCACUUCAUGGAGGUCUUGCUUUCUUCUCCCAAUGGCUUAUACCUCAGAGAUGUUAUAGAGAGGCUUAAUGUUCUUAGAGGUAGAGGCAUGGCUUCUAUGUAUUCUUGGUCUAGUAAAAGAAGCUAUAGGAAUGGUUUUGUCUGGCAUGAUUUAUCAGAAGAUGACUUGAUUCUACCUGCUCAUGGGAAUGAGUAUGUUCUUAAGGGCUCUGAGAUUAUUGACCAACCCACUACAGAUCACUUUAGCCCAAUUGAGAAUUCAGCAACACAAAACAUGAAGCAGAUAGUUGUGGAGCCACCACCAUCAUCAUCUAGAAGCAUGGAUGAUUCCUCUUCCUCUUCGAGUAUGAAGGGGACUAAUAAGCAUUCUCAGGAAGAUGAUGAGCUUUCUCCUCCAGCUCUCCGUUCUGUUUCCUCUCCUGAUUCUAGAGACGCCAAGAACUCCUCUUCUUCUUGGUGUUUAGCUGAGUACAAGGUGUACAGGAGCGAGGGGCUCGCUGAUGCUUCUACACAAACCGAUGAAACUGUCAACAAACCUGUAGAGACCUUAAGUAGAGGCGUCUCAACUGAUGAAGCUCUCUCAUCAGAAUCUGAAUCAAGCGAGCCUUCUUGUGAAGAAGGGAAGGAGAUAGAGGAGAGUGCAGAAACAUUGAGAAACUCUGUCUCUCCACCUCCAGUUUCCAGCAGGACUGAUACAUUGGAGUCUCUUAUAAGAGCUGAUGUCACUAAGAUGAAUAGUUUUAGGAUUCUUGAACAAGAAGAUGUUCGAAUGCCGAGGCUUAGGGCCUCCAACGUGCUGAUGCAGUUGAUAUCUUGCGGUUCGAUAUCGGUCAAGGACAACAAGUUCGGCCUUGUGCCUACUUACAAACCCAAGUUUAGCCACUCCAAGUUUCCUUCGCCUUUCUUCUCCUCCUCAUCGUUUAUGAUGGGAGGAGAUGUUGACCGUUUGUCUGAAACUCCGAGUCUAAUGAGCCUGAGGCUAGAGGAGAAAGAGUAUUUUAGUGGGAGCUUGGUCGAGACAAAGCUACAGAAGAAAGAUGCUGUUGAUGGGAACACUUCUCUUAAGCGUUCUUCAUCUUACAAUGGUGACAGGGCUUCCAAGCAAAUGGGUGCAGCAGAGAAUGGAGACUCGAAGCCGGGUUGUUCUAAACACAUUCCACGCUCGAGAAAGGCUUCUUCUUCUGUGAUAAGCAAGCAACAGCCACGUAGCGAGUCCAUGAGAUCUCCUGUGUUAGUAAAGACUACCAAGAACAUUUCCAGUCCUUCUAAGACGUCUGAUGUUUGCAGUAAAAAAAUAACCGAAUCUUUGAGGAAGCCUACUGAUUCUUUUAAAGAAGAAGACUCAGAGAAGGUGAUCAAGAUUGAGGAAAGGCUUGCUUCAGGGGCUCGGGUUAUAAUCGAAUCUAAAGUGCCUCCGAGCAGUUUGUGAGGAGGAGCUCUAACCAAGUUUGUAAGGCACGUUUUGAAAAACAAUUGAAAUGGAUGAAGACCCUUUUUUGUUUUUGGUUUUUGUGGCGGGAACAUUCUCCAUUUGAUUGUGUUUUGAUUGUAAAUCUGGAAAGGUAGUAUGAGAAAAGGAGGAGAAAAAGUUUCAUAAAAAGCCUACAAAAGAUCAGAGAGCACUUUCCAUUGGGCAGUGUAAAGAUGUAAGUAAAAUUUGAGAGAAACGAAAUCUGGAGGCAAAAGGGUAUUUAAUGUGUUGAUGUGAGAUGAGAUGAUGGACCACUGUUACUGAUUGGCAUGGUCAAUUGUUAGGUUUGUUUGUUAGUA
Molecule: messenger RNA, 2183 nt
Organism: Brassica oleracea var. oleracea
Lineage: Eukaryota; Viridiplantae; Streptophyta; Magnoliopsida; Brassicales; Brassicaceae
Product: protein UPSTREAM OF FLC
Exons: 6
Coding region: 268-1842 (524 amino acids)
Source: RefSeq, a predicted model, not a curated record